UUCACUUUUGUUCCAGAAAACCUUAUGAACAAUUCAAGAAACGAAACAACGCUUCUUUCAUUUUCAUUUUUCGAACGAGUUUUACCGCAUCGACAUGUGUCGACUCCUAUCCACGCUCGAUCUGACCCUCGAAUGGAGUUAAAAAAGUUAAUUAAUCCGUUGGAUCUUUCUGUUGCGAGUACUUUAACUGCUGAUGAAACUCCACUGGAUUUAUCGAUUGGACCUCACACACGCGCUGAUUCCACCAAAGUAAUCGACCUAGCACUCCCUCGAAAAUCAGAGGAAACCAAGAAGGAAACGAUGUCACCAGUCAUCCCACUGAAUUUACGUACCGCAAACUUUAACCAACAUGAUAGGCAAACCGAGUCUCUCGGACUUGAUAACUUGCAUGAUACAUUUUGGCGAACAUCCGUCCAAAAGCGUGCUGUUAUUCUUCAUGCUAAUGCUUAUACAAACCCGAAAGUUAACCUGGAUAAUACCGGUAAAGGUGAGGCAUCACCAUCAAUAUCUCUGACCGCCGAUCAGCAUCGCAAUGAUUCCGUCGGUGCCCAUCAUGCUGAUCUCCUCCAGGAUCCAGAAGAUGAACCAAAUGAGCAGGAAGGUGAUCCAACGCUUUUGAACGAACUGUCCAUCUACGAAUAUUUUGAAGAAUAUCAGAAUAUAGACAGUGAUCACUCUUCUGAUGAUUCCGAUGCUGGAUUCGUUGAAGAUUCUCGACGAAAUCACCAAUUGCCAGUCGCAGGGCAUAGUCAAAUUGAACAGGACACUAAAUCUGCGUUCAACGUUUCCGGUGCCGAAGCAUUGGAAUUAGAGUUUCAAGAGCGGCAGGAGAAAAAAGCAAACAUCCGGAAGUACAACAAAACUCAAAAGGAAAAAGCGACAUGUCCGCAGCAAGCAGCCAUUCAACGCCGAUUGCCGAUGGGCAGCUAA
This is a messenger RNA of Ochlerotatus camptorhynchus, 930 nucleotides long. RefSeq lists its product as uncharacterized. Bases 25 to 930 code for a protein of 301 amino acids. The record is from RefSeq and is a predicted model, not a curated record. The transcript has 5 exons. NCBI's taxonomy places the organism in Eukaryota, Metazoa, Arthropoda, Insecta, Diptera, Culicidae.